This is a messenger RNA of Venustampulla echinocandica, 1083 nucleotides long. RefSeq names its product Dual specificity protein phosphatase 12. Lineage: Eukaryota; Fungi; Ascomycota; Leotiomycetes; Helotiales; Pleuroascaceae. Gene Ontology annotation, cellular component: nucleus. The coding region runs from base 1 to 1083 and encodes 360 amino acids. Gene Ontology annotation, molecular function: protein tyrosine/serine/threonine phosphatase activity. Gene Ontology annotation, biological process: protein dephosphorylation. The transcript is spliced from 4 exons. The record is from RefSeq and is a predicted model, not a curated record.
AUGGCGCUAUCCCGCGUCCCGGGGGAUGAAGACCUGUUUGUUGGUGGGAUUUUCACUCUCCGCCGGAAAACAGCUCUCGAAAAUACAGGCAUCACUCACAUCGUGUCUGUGCUUAAGUAUGACUUCAAGGAUUUCGAGGACUGGGAGAAGUACGAGCACCUCAGUAUCGAGGUCGAUGAUGUGGACGAUGAGAAUUUGCUAGCGGAUUUUGAGAGGACGGGGAAGUUCAUUGAGGGUGCAUUGAAGAGUGGAGGGGGAGUACUGGUUCAUUGUGCAAUGGGAAAAUCUCGCUCCGUCACAGUGGUCAUAGCCUACCUCCUCCGCCAAAACCCGCAGCACACAGUUGCCUCGGCACUCUCUUUAAUCCGCGAGUCGCGUCCAAUUGCCGAACCGAAUGACGGUUUCAUGGCGCAGCUAGAACUUUACAAGGAAAUGGGUUGUCCAAGAGAUAUCGACGGUCAGCCAACUUACCAGCGAUGGCUGUAUCAAAGAGAGGUGAGCCUAGCGCUUGCGGCUGGCAUGGCGCCUGAUAGGGUAAGAUUUGAGGACGAGGAGGUGCAAGAUGCCCAAGGUGGAGGGGGAAAAGAGCUCGAGCUACGGUGUAGGAAGUGUCGGCGAACACUAGCUACUACCCCUUAUCUUAUCACCCAUCUCCCUAAUGCCACUGCUCCGACACAAACCUCAAUGUUAUCACACCCCACCACCAGACCAAAUCUUCCCCCGCCGCCAACGCAUACAGCAUGCACACACCAUUUCCUCCACCCCUUAUCAUGGAUGCGGCCGGCUCUCGAACAAGGCAUUCUCAACGGCCGUCUCGAAUGCCCGAACCCCAAGUGCGAAGCACAAAUAGGCCGUUACGCAUGGCAAGGAAUGAGGUGCAGCUGUGGUGUGUGGGUAUGCCCCGCGUUCAGCCUGCAAAAAGGAAGAAUCGAUGAAAUCACCAAGAGGGGUAGCAGUAGUAAUGUCCGAGCACCAGGAAAAGAUGCCUUAGGAGCUGCCAAUGUCAGAGCCCUAGACGAGGCUACCGCCGAGGGCUUGGGCAUUCGGCUUCCUCCGGGCAUGAGAGGUAAGGAGAACCUCUAG